GGCUGGUGAAACGAAGAUGGGGUGGCUGGUCCGGGUCCCACGCCUCGGACCAAAAAAAAAACGCAAGGGGACGACAAGUUUUUCGUGGUCGUGAAGGAGCCGGACAUGUUCUGUUGGCAGUGUCUCGCCCACAUGACCGAUGUCGAGAAAUUGUCGAUCCUCGACGACAUUCUCGCACUAAGGGGAGUGUUCGUGCAAUCGGCAGGUGGGCAUCUAAAACGUCAACAUAAACUUGGAAUUAAAGACAUGGUCGUGACGAGGAAAGUGGACCGCUUGAUGCUCCGUUUGUUUCAUUACGUCUUGUUCUUUGAAACGGAGGAGGACGAAGGUGUUUGUCGCUACGGGAGCCGUUUUUUCCAGACCGAGGGGCGGCUUCUGGAGGAGUUCGGGCCGCAGGGCCUCAUGAAACAGGUGUGGGUCGAACUGCGAAAGCAUUUCCAGGGCGCGAAGGCGUACGUGAACACUUGCGAACGUUCUCUUCCGCACGAGAAGGAGUCCCUCGACGACACGAAGAAAAUGUACGAGGAUGACAGUUUCUUGAAAGACAUGGCCAGGCUUUGCCUCCAUCACGUCAGGACAGGGAAGUGGGUGUGCUAUGCACAAAAGCAGGUCACUUUCCGGGAAGGCAAUAUGCUGGUUGAGGAGUGUGACCGCCUGUACGUGAUUUUCAAUGGCGAGAACCUGGCAGGCAACACUGUCGCAGUCUACCCGGCCAGCAGCCCGACAAAGGCUUCUCGUGCUCAUGGUCCAAAUCCGGCGAAACAUGCGGUGGCGGCCCGCUCGAAAGCUGUCUGUUCGUUGGACCCUUCAGGACAGGUUAUGGCAUGCUUCGACAUGGUGGACGAGGACAGGUUCCCUCAUAGCCUGUGGGAGGACGGCGGCGUGACAAGUGCUCGUGGACCUGCUUACGGGGAGAGGGAGUGGAACCCGUCCCAUCUACUUGGUCUACUCGAAAACUUUUGCAGAGUUGGGCAAACUGUUUUUUUCUUUAGGAAGGCGCAUGCGUCUGUCAUGUGGAAGCUCGUGCUCAAUGGUCGGAACGUCGUUGCGUUGGAGAACGAGGCGAACAUGAUCGAUUACCUUAAUGAGUUCAUGAAGACACGCGUGGCAGACACUCGCAAUGAUUUCACUUUUGUCCAGACCACCGGCAAACGAAACUGGGAUCCCAAACGUGACAUGCAUUGGAAAUUGUCGGGGAGCAAAAGGACGGAGGUUUGGGACUUCCUUUUCCAAAACGGACCGCCUGCUCAGACCGACCUCGAAUAUAGUCGACGAAGAAACCUGGUGUUCGGUGUGCUGAAUGGGUACCACGAUGCACCCAGGGAGUCUGUCUCGGAUUUCCUGAAAAGACUGGAGCACGUUUACUUCUUGAUGGCCGAACCGCUCACCCUCGAAAACUACAAGGCAUUGUUUGAUGAGGAGGACCCUUUCGACGUUGAAGACAUGGAGGAGCUGAGCGACUCCAAAACCUUCGAUUUCGAGUUCAUGCCACUUCCUCGCGUGGUUGGACAGUCUCGCAAAGUGUUGGAGAGCGGGGGUAGCGAGUGUGAACGUCAUGCUUCGGAGGGUGCGUCUGUGGACACUGACAGCGAGAGUGCAGGAGCUCCGGGGGAAACACAUGCUCUGCAGCGGGAAGAGGAGACUCAACACUGGCCGGCUCACGAAGUCGUGAAGGAGCUCGACGCAGGAGUGCUGGUGAUCGGAACAUCCAAAUCGGUUCUGCACAAUCGUUCGGUUGUGGCCGCGACGCGAGAGGGUGUCGUUAAGGGAGGUCAGUGGACGUUCGUGCAAGCUCUCAUUCUUGGCGAUGAUGAAGGCGAAGAAGAACCCGUGGUGGAAGCUCAGGUUCAUGGCGAUGAGAAAGGCGGAGAACCCGUGGUGGAAGGCGGUCAGGUGACGGUUGGCAUCCAGAUGGAUCCACAACGAAAAGAUGAUGAUUCUUCGCCCACCCGUUGCGUUGAAGAACAGGGUGAUCGAGCGUCUAUCUUCAGUACCGGUCGGGAAAUGGUAGUUCAUGAAGCCAUUGAGUUGGGUAACAAUUCGGCUGCCACCGAGCUGGUUAGCGAGUCAGGCAUGGCCGAGGUGCACAACGUCGAAUCCUCCGUGAAAGGCGGUGAGAUGGCCGUCAGCAUCAAGAUGGAUCCAGAGCGGAAAUAUCAUGAUUCUUCGUUCACCCAUUGCAGUGAAGAACAGGGUGAUCCAGUGUUUGUCCUCAGUACCGGUUGGGAAAUGGUACUUCAUGAAGCCAUCGACUUGCCUAGCGACUCAACUGCCACCGAGCUGGUUAGCGACACAACCCGUGGCCGAAGUGCAGAACGUCGAAUUCUCCAUGGACCUUGGCGCAGUGGCGCGACAGGAGGGCGAUUUCCCUCAAAGGGCGCCCGACCACGGUAAGGUGUGAGGUUGUCAAUGUCCCUGGCCAUGAAGCCUUUAAAAGC
Molecule: messenger RNA, 2438 nt
Organism: Chara braunii
Lineage: Eukaryota; Viridiplantae; Streptophyta; Charophyceae; Charales; Characeae
Source: the annotation of a GenBank genome assembly